Molecule: messenger RNA, 1073 nt
Organism: Eriocheir sinensis (Chinese mitten crab)
Lineage: Eukaryota; Metazoa; Arthropoda; Malacostraca; Decapoda; Varunidae
Product: four-domain proteases inhibitor-like
Exons: 7
Molecular function (GO): protein binding
Source: RefSeq, a predicted model, not a curated record
AUUUCCCUGCUUGCUUGUGUGACGUCACGAGGUGCAGAUAAAACCAGGAGGUGUUCCGGAGACGCUCAAGUUUCUCUCCAGCAACCCAGGUGUGUCGGGUGGCAGGUUUUCCGUUUUCUGUGCUGAAGGACACAAGAAAAUGAUGCGAGGAACCGUGGUGGUGGCGAUGGUGGCGGUGAUGGUGCUGAUGGUGACGGGGCAGCGCCAGCAGCAAAAAGACUGCCCCGGGAUCUGCACCGAGGAUUACAGACCUGUGUGUGGCAGCGACGGCAAGACCUACGGGAACCUGUGUGCGCUGGAGGCAGAGAAGAGAUGUGUCAACCCGAAGUUAACUUUUGUCAGCGAUGGAGAGUGUCCGAGUAACUGCCCCGGGAUCUGCACCCUGGAGUACGCCCCUGUGUGUGGCAGUGACGGCAAGACCUACGGGAACCUGUGUGCGCUGGAGGCAAAGAAGAGAUGUGUCAACCCGAAGUUAACUUUUGUCAGCGAUGGAGAGUGUCCGAGUAACUGCCCCGGGAUCUGCACCCUGGAGUACGCCCCUGUGUGUGGCAGCGACGGCAAGACCUACGGGAACCUGUGUGCGCUGGAGGCAGAGAAGAGAUGUGUCAACCCGAAGUUAACUUUUGUCAGCAAUGGAGAGUGUCCGAGUAACUGCCCCGGGAUCUGCACCCUGGAGUACGCCCCUGUGUGUGGCAGUGACGGCAAGACCUACGGGAACCGGUGUGCGCUGGAGGCAGAGAAACGAUGCAAUAACCCUCAAUUGACUUUGGUCAGCAAUGGGGAGUGUCCGAAUUAGCAACUGAAGUGCCCAAGAUUCUGCCCUGCUGUGUACGAUCCCGUAUGUGGCAGCGACGGGAAGACCUACAGCAACUAGUUAUACUUAACUAACCGAUAACGUUUAUGUUUAGAACUGUAAUAAUUUAUAAUUGUUUUGUUUUUGUUUUUUUACACUUUUCUUUACAGUGAAUAAUAGUUACAUUUAUACAAUAAAACCAUAUCAAAUGUAUACACUUCAUUUACAUGUCUUUCCAGAAUUGUAAGUGAUUCAGAAAGUAAACAGCUGCUAAAAUGUA